Molecule: messenger RNA, 2180 nt
Organism: Pollicipes pollicipes
Lineage: Eukaryota; Metazoa; Arthropoda; Thecostraca; Pollicipedomorpha; Pollicipedidae
Product: mitogen-activated protein kinase kinase kinase 1
Exons: 7
Coding region: 168-1619 (483 amino acids)
Biological process (GO): protein phosphorylation
Molecular function (GO): ATP binding; protein kinase activity
Source: RefSeq, a predicted model, not a curated record
GCGGCUCGCUGCGGCGAACGGCCGUCCGCCUGGAGCGGCUCGAAGACGUGGAGCGCCGUCAGGCCUGGACUCAGCUGCUGGGCCGCGAGCUGGUUGAGUUGGUCUUCAGCAGAGACUGGCAGAUCAGAGACACAGGGAUCUGCCGGCUGGCUGAGGAGCUGAGCCACAUGGUAAGCAGUCCUGGUGGCCGCUCGGCGGUGGACCUGCUGCACCACUUGGCCGACCUGCUGGCGGUGCUCUGCGCCGACCCCGUCUACAAGGUCUUCGACGGCGCUAUCGUGAGUGGGCUAAGGCGUCGGGGAAGUGGCUUACCUGAUCCUGCACCUGUGCCGGGCAGACUCCGUCUGGCUGUUGAGGAAGAAGUGUGUGACCAUUCGUCACUGGUGCUGGACCGGCUGAUGCAGGAGUGCCUCUCCGGCGCCGACUCGUGGCAGUGGUGCCUCGGCCGGCUGCGUGUCGCCGACGUGCUGGUGGGUCAGUUCCGCGCUGAGUUCAGCGGCGCCGGCGGCGACGCCGCCGACCGCGUCACGCGGCUCGCCGAGUUCGCGCACCACGCGCUCACCCACCCGCACGCCACCGUCGGCCGGCUGGCGCGGAGCGUGUUCGUGCAGAUGGCGACCGGCGAGACGCCUGUCAGUCACUUCGGCGACACGUCGUCCGUCCGCUCCGCGAUGGACCUGGGCGGGGUGCAGGACGUGCCCGUGCCCCGGCCACCGCGCGGCCCCGUCACAACCUCCGUGAAGGACUGCAUAGUGUGCCUUCAUGACCCAGAUUUGGAGGGCGACACGAGCGCUACCUACACGGAGGGCGAGGACUGGGCGCGCGGCGCGCUUCUGGGCACCGGCGGCUUCGCCCGCUGCUACCAGGCGUGCGACCUGCGCUCCGGCCGGCUGGUAGCCGUCAAGCAAGUGGAGAUGUCGCCUCAGACGGACAAGGCGGCGCUGCUGCGCGAGAUGCGUCUCCUGGCGAACGUGCAGCACCCACACGUGCUGCGCCUGCUGUGUGCCACCCGGCGGCCGGGCGUGGUCAAUCUCUUCACGGACUGGCAGGCGGGCGGCUCGGUCGCAGACCUGCUCAAGAUGUACGGCCCGUUCGCCGAUGACGUCACGCACCGCUACAGCCGUCACCUCGUGGACGGGCUGGCGUACCUGCACGACAACGGCAUUCUGCACCGAGACCUGAAAGGUGCAAACCUGCUGGUGGACUCGACAGGUGAGACGCUGAAGAUCGGCGACUUGGGCACGGCGGCCGAGUUGGGCGCCGCGGCCACGUUGCGUGGCGAGUUCACCGGCCAGGUGCGCGGUACGCUGGCCUUCACGGCGCCGGAGGUGCUGCGCGGCGAGCACUACGGCCGCUCGUGCGACGUCUGGAGCGUCGGCUGCUGCGUCAUCGAGAUGGCGACCGGCCAGCCGCCCUGGCAGGCGUACACUCGCAGCAACCACCUGGCCAUGCUGUUCAUGAUCGCGGGCAGUCCGACACCUCCCGAGAUGCCGUGUCAUCUACCGGAUGACUUGCGAACUUUGAUUUCGGACUGUCACCAGAUGGAUCCAGAAAAGCGUCCAGCUGCCAGACAGCUGCUGGACUACCCAUGCUUUAAGGGUAUAAGUACAAAUGUGUAGUCCAUUCCAAAGACGCAUUCGGCUUGCCAGGUUCAGCUCUAGACCAGCGGUCACCGUGUGGUCGGACUGCCGCGUGUCAAAUGGGAGUACAUGUUAGUCGGGUGGAACGAGGUCACCGGGCACCUGUUUUGCCGAGGCGACCGGCCAGGUCGCACCAAGUAUGCCUUGAAUUGCGUGAGACAUUAGUAACCUGGCCUGAAAUAUGGCCUUUAAGCUGUACCUUCGCGCAACAUCACUGUUACGUUUUUUAUUCUGGUCUGUUUUGUUGAUCCUGAGCUGACGUAGCAAAUAACUGUCCUCGGCUCGAGGUGCUGCAUUCUCGCUGGUCUGAUCCCGGCUGUCUGAAUUUUUCCUCACUCGGGACGAGCUCAGUUCCACGUCAUCAUUCAUCAUGUCGCGCUACAGGGUCUAUUCCUGACGAAUGGUCUCCUCGAAUGGUCUCGAUUUAGGGCUGGCUGCAGCCCCCUAAGCUAUAUUAAAUUGUGGUACUGUUUUGUAUGUACUUAAGCUGUAAGGGGAGUGUGAUGUGUGUACUUAAGUUAGAUGGAAGUUUUUGCUAGC